Messenger RNA from Spathaspora passalidarum NRRL Y-27907, 1876 nucleotides. It is a transcript of the gene TCP1, whose product is annotated as chaperonin-containing T-complex alpha subunit. Gene Ontology annotation, biological process: protein folding. Gene Ontology annotation, cellular component: chaperonin-containing T-complex. The record is from RefSeq and is a predicted model, not a curated record. Gene Ontology annotation, molecular function: ATP binding; ATP-dependent protein folding chaperone; ATP hydrolysis activity. The transcript has a single exon. Bases 32 to 1696 code for a protein of 554 amino acids. Lineage: Eukaryota; Fungi; Ascomycota; Pichiomycetes; Serinales; Debaryomycetaceae.
ACAACCAACUACUACAAGCUAAUCUACAAUAAUGUUCUCAGCAGCUCGUUCAGAUACGUUAUUUCUAGGAGCACAAAAGAUCAGUGGUGAUGAUGUGCGCACCCAGACCGUCCUUGCCGCACAAACCGUGGCCAAUGUCGUGAAGACCUCGUUGGGUCCGGUGGGUUUAGACAAGAUGUUGGUGGAUGAUAUUGGGGAUGUCACCGUCACUAAUGAUGGUGCUACUAUUUUAUCCCUUUUGGACGUCCAGCAUCCUGCUGGUAAGAUUCUUGUUGAAUUGGCUCAACAACAAGAUCGUGAAGUUGGUGAUGGUACCACCAGUGUUGUUAUCAUUGCUGCUGAAUUAUUAAAAAAGGCUAACGAAUUGGUAAAGAAUAAGAUUCAUCCAACUACCAUUAUCAGUGGAUACAGAUUAGGAUUGAGAGAGUCUAUCAGAUACAUCAACCAAGUGUUGUCUCUGAGCGUUGACAGCUUGGGUAAGGAAACCAUUAUUAAUAUCGCCAAAACAUCCAUGAGUUCCAAGAUUAUCGGAUCUGAUUCCGAAUUCUUUAGUAAGAUGGUUGUGGACGCUAUGCUUGCCGUCAAAACCACUAACUCCAAGGGUGAAACUAAGUACCCUGUCAAGGCUGUCAACAUCUUGAAGGCACACGGUAAAUCUUCUUUAGAAUCGGUUUUGGUCAAUGGGUACGCCUUGAAUUGUACCGUUGCUUCUCAAGCCAUGGUUAAGUCCGUCAAGAAUGCCAAGAUUGCUUGUUUGGAUAUCAAUUUACAAAAAGCCAGAAUGGCCAUGGGCGUUCAUAUCAACAUUGAAGACCCUGAUCAAUUGGAAGAAAUUAGAAAGAGAGAAUACGGAAUCAUUAUUGAACGAAUUCAAAAGAUCUUGCAAGCUGGUGCCAACGUCGUGUUGACCACCAAGGGUAUUGAUGAUUUAUGUUUGAAGGAGUUUGUUGAGAAUGAUUGUAUGGCUGUGAGAAGAUGUAAGAAGGAAGAUUUGAGAAGAAUUGCUAGAGCCACCGGUGCCACCUUAAUAUCUUCUUUGUCCAACUUGGAAGGUGAAGAAACUUUUGAAACUUCCUACUUGGGUUAUGCCGAAGAAGUUGUUCAAACUAGAAUCAGUGAUGAUGAAUGUAUUUUAAUCAACGGUACCAAGCAACAUUCCUCCAGUUCGAUAAUAUUGCGUGGUCCAAACGAUUACUCCUUGGACGAAAUGGAAAGAUCUAUCCAUGACUCUCUUUCUGUGGUUAAGCGCACUUUAGAAAGUGGAUAUGUUGUGCCAGGAGGUGGUGCAGUUGAAACUGCUUUGAAUAUAUAUUUGGAAAACCUUGCCACUACUGUGGGCUCACGAGAACAAUUGGCCAUUGCCGAAUUCGCCAAUGCCUUAUUAGUCAUCCCAAAAACCUUGGCCAUGAAUGCUGCUAAGGAUGCUUCUGAUUUGGUGUCCAAAUUAAGAACAUACCAUGCUGCUGCUCAGUUGGCCAAGGAUGACGAUGACAAGAGAAAGAAAUAUAAGAAUUAUGGAUUGGACUUGAUUGAAGGUAAGAUUGUUAAUGAAGUUACUCAUGGGGUAUUGGAACCUACCAUGUCCAAGAUCAAGUCUUUGAAGUCGGCCUUGGAAGCCUGUGUAUCUAUUUUAAGAAUUGAUACUAUAAUUGAAGUCAAUCCUGAACCUCCAAAGGAAGAUCCUCAUGACCAUUAAGGUAUAUAUAAUAGAAUAUUCGUCUAACUUAAAUCACCAUGUUGUAGUAAAGUGAAGUGGGCUGUGCGGAAGGUUACUGCACUGUGCUUCUUCUUAUUUAGCAUCGCCUUAUUUAGCAUCGCCUUGGAAUGUUCGCGUCGUGAAUACUACUUAUUUCCCAAAGGAGGUAAACUCCGGCUG